Molecule: messenger RNA, 1724 nt
Organism: Labeo rohita (rohu)
Lineage: Eukaryota; Metazoa; Chordata; Actinopteri; Cypriniformes; Cyprinidae
Gene: mapk1
Product: mitogen-activated protein kinase 1
Exons: 9
Coding region: 232-1341 (369 amino acids)
Biological process (GO): intracellular signal transduction; protein phosphorylation
Cellular component (GO): cytoplasm; nucleus
Molecular function (GO): MAP kinase activity; ATP binding
Source: RefSeq, a predicted model, not a curated record
GUCUCACCAUAGAGCACGCCGCGCACCGAUUACUAUCACUAUAUAUAUGCCAGUUAACAACACUUCAGCCGCCCCUUUCCUUUCACUCCGACGCGAAGACUUCGGUUUAGUUUGACCACGUCGCUUAUCCAGCCUCCCGCGGUGUUUUAUUCAACCUAAGAGCUUCAUAAGCUGCUUUGGCUAAGAAAAGCGCGUUUGUUGUGCGUGUGAAGGCAGCUCAGUUUCUCAGCAAUGGCGACAGCUGCGGUAUCUGCCCCUGCUGGCGGCGGCCCGAACCCCGGAUCCGGUGCCGAGAUGGUCCGCGGUCAGGCUUUCGACGUCGGGCCGCGCUACAGCAACCUCUCGUACAUCGGAGAAGGCGCUUACGGAAUGGUUUGCUCGGCGUAUGACCGUGAUAAUAAAGUGCGUGUGGCGAUAAAGAAAAUCAGUCCGUUUGAGCACCAGACGUACUGUCAGCGCACACUUCGCGAGAUUAAAAUCCUGCUCCGCUUCAAGCACGAGAACAUCAUCGGCAUCAACGACAUCAUCCGCACCCCCUCCAUCGACCAGAUGAAAGAUGUCUACAUUGUGCAGGAUCUAAUGGAGACAGACUUGUACAAGCUGUUGAAGACACAGCACUUGAGCAAUGACCACAUCUGUUACUUCCUGUACCAGAUCCUACGUGGCCUGAAGUAUAUCCACUCGGCAAACGUUCUCCACAGAGACCUGAAGCCUUCUAACCUGUUGCUCAACACUACUUGCGACCUCAAGAUCUGUGAUUUUGGGCUCGCCCGGGUUGCCGAUCCAGACCAUGACCACACUGGCUUCCUGACGGAGUACGUAGCCACACGUUGGUACCGCGCACCAGAGAUUAUGCUCAAUUCUAAGGGUUACACUAAGUCCAUUGAUAUAUGGUCGGUUGGUUGUAUUCUGGCUGAGAUGCUUUCGAAUAGACCCAUCUUCCCUGGCAAACACUAUCUGGACCAGCUUAACCACAUCUUAGGUAUUUUGGGCUCUCCCUCUCAGGAGGAUCUCAACUGCAUUAUCAACAUUAAGGCAAGAAAUUACCUGCUGUCACUUCCUCUCCGCUGCAAAGUGCCCUGGAACCGCCUGUUUCCUAACGCAGACCCUAAAGCAUUGGACCUGUUGGAUAAGAUGUUGACCUUUAACCCUCAUAAGAGGAUUGAGGUGGAGGAGGCGCUGGCUCACCCGUACCUGGAACAGUACUAUGACCCCACAGAUGAGCCUGUUGCUGAGGCUCCGUUUAAGUUCGAUAUGGAGCUGGAUGACUUGCCCAAAGAGACUUUGAAAGAGCUGAUCUUUGAAGAAACUGCACGCUUCCAACCAGGCUACAGACCAUAGCCUAUUGCACAGGUGUUGGUCUGGAUUUGAUCAUGCUGAUGCUUCUGUCUCCACUCCACUGUGCGCUGCGCUCCUCUUUUGGUCUUCAUCACCAUCAUCAUCAUCGUUAUCUCCUCCUCCUAAACCCCAAAACUACAGACAGCCCUGAAAGUUCAUCUGACCCCGGCUGAAAACAUGAACUCCUGCGGCCUCCUUCUCUCUUCAGUCUCAUUGCAAUGGAAGUGCAGAGCUUCUCUCAAACUCACACUCACACUCUCUCUCUCUUCCUGCCAGCCUGUGUGAAAGUUUGCCUGCGUGUUUGUGGACAACGCCUCGUCAAGGUUUUUGAUUCCGAGUAACGCUUUUUCCCUCAGUCCUCUAAUACACUUAAGUGAAAAAAAGAA